AUGAAAAGUACAAGAUUAUUAUUUCGUAUUCAUUAUUUAUCUUCGCCAACGACAAAAUAUUUUUAUCAAUUGAAUUCUAUUCAAUCACGAUGUCUUCUACAUACAUCUUUAUCAUUAAUGAGUAAAGACAUGACGAAGAUGAAUUUGAUUGAAGAACAUCCACAUGUGAAAACUAUGUCUAAGGCGAUAAUUCAACAUAAACAAUCAGACGAUUAUAUGAUGAAUCAUGAAAUUUACUCGGAAAAAGAACUCAAUGAUAUCAAAAUAACACAUAAAAAAUUUGAAUCAUGGCAUGAUCGAGUAGCUUAUGGAGCUGUUCGAACUUUACAAAUUCAACAUUCACAUAAAACAAUGACCGAACAGCAAUGGUUAAGACGUUUUAUAUUUCUUGAAUCAAUUGCUGGUGUACCGGGCAUGGUUGGUGGAAUGAGUCGUCAUAUGAAAUCACUUCGUACAAUGCGUCGUGAUUAUGGAUGGAUUCAUAUGCUUUUGUCUGAAGCAGAAAAUGAACGUAUGCAUUUACUUACAUUUUUAGAAUUACGACAACCAGGAUGGUUCUUUCGUGGAAUGGUUCUAUUUGGUCAAGGUGUAUUUUUUAAUGCUUUCUUUCUUACAUAUCUUCUUUCACCAAGAAUAUGUCAUCGUUUUGUUGGUUUUCUCGAAGAAGAAGCUGUUAUUACUUAUACACGAUGUAUUGAAGAUCUUGAUGCUGGUAAACUUCCAGCAUGGUUAACUUUGCCAGCACCAAAAAUCGCGAAAAAUUAUUGGAAAUUAUCGGAAAAUGCUAUGAUGAGAGAUAUUUUAUUAGCUGUACGUGCUGACGAAGCUACACAUCGCGAAGUCAAUCAUAAAUUAGCUGAUGUUGGACCUGAUGCACCGAAUCCAUUUUUGAUUCAAGCUAAACAAGCAGGAGAUCCAUCUGCCUUACAAGAACACUAA
Rotaria sordida is the source of this 939-nucleotide messenger RNA. The record is from the annotation of a GenBank genome assembly. NCBI's taxonomy places the organism in Eukaryota, Metazoa, Rotifera, Eurotatoria, Philodinida, Philodinidae.